AUGUCUGAGAUUUCUUUUUGUUUGAUGAGCGCCCUACAGAAGGCAAUGGAGAUGGAGAUGGAGACAGAAACGACCAAAGAGAUGACAAGAAAGGAAAAGAAAGUUAACUGGUUUGCCUUCCUUUCAGACGACAUCCUUUUACAAAUCCUUAAAAAGCUUCCCGAAGCUUUCCUUCGUUAUAAAGCUAAGCAUGUCUGCAAACGUUGGUUCAAUAUAGUCACUAAUAAGAUCUUGCUAGACCAUGCUUCUUUCAUCCUCCAAACAGCUUAUGAUUCAACAGUGCGCCACGUGGACAUAACAGAAGAACAACAAGGGCUACAAGUAAAAGUGCAAAAUCUUGAAAUUCCUAUAGGAGGCCACAUCAUAACAUGGUGUAACGAGUAUCUUCUAGUAACGGAUUUGGAAAAACACUAG
Lactuca virosa is the source of this 414-nucleotide messenger RNA. Lineage: Eukaryota; Viridiplantae; Streptophyta; Magnoliopsida; Asterales; Asteraceae. The record is from the annotation of a GenBank genome assembly.